This is a messenger RNA of Oncorhynchus kisutch (coho salmon), 2354 nucleotides long. It is a transcript of the gene ift57, whose product is annotated as intraflagellar transport 57 homolog (Chlamydomonas). Gene Ontology annotation, biological process: non-motile cilium assembly; intraciliary transport. Gene Ontology annotation, cellular component: intraciliary transport particle B; Golgi apparatus; microtubule organizing center. The record is from RefSeq and is a predicted model, not a curated record. Bases 331 to 1707 code for a protein of 458 amino acids. NCBI's taxonomy places the organism in Eukaryota, Metazoa, Chordata, Actinopteri, Salmoniformes, Salmonidae. The transcript is spliced from 11 exons.
UAAAGUUACGUUAGGACGCAUGUCGCCUGCUCCAGCAAAAUAUGUGCAAGAGUUAUUGAUACAACUACUUGAAUAUUCAUCUCAAUACACAGGUACUAUCUGGAUAUAUUUAAUAUAGAGAUAAUCGUUCCGACAAAACGUAUAGCUGGCUUUUUAGUUAACCAAGGAACUGUUAACUUAGUUAGCUAACGUUAUCUGGCUAUAUUAGGGUUGCUUGACAACACAGAUGGUAACCAAAACAAGCUGAAGAAGACUGCGCUGAUCUGCAUCAAAAAAUUGGUCAAUCACAAAUCGGGUUGUUGUUAGCUUGCAAGAAGUGUCAAGAGAGAGAUGGUAGAUGACAAUAGACGAGGGGACGAUGAACGGGGUCCUGGAGCAGCAUAUCAAAUGUUCGUGGUUAUGGAGGACCUGCUGGACAAAUUGAAGCUUCUGGAUUAUGAAGAGGAAGUUCUGGCAAAGCACAACAUGAAAGCUCUAUCCAGGCAUUACUUUGCAUCCAGUGCCUACAUGCCAUCAAAUCCAGGGGAGCAAUUCUUCAUGUUUACCAUAAUCGCGUCUUGGCUCAUCAAUGCAGCAGGGAGACCCUUCGAGCAGCCUCAGGAGUAUGACGACCCCAACGCCACUGUGUCCAACAUUCUCUCACAGUUGAGAGCUUUUGGAGGACUGGUAGACUUUCCUCCCUCCAAACUAAAAGCUGGUUCAGGGGAACAUGUUUGCUAUGUGCUGGAUCGGCUGGCUGAAGAGGCUCUGAAGGAGAGAGUGUUUUCCUGGAGAAGACCAAACUACCCUACAGAGGAGAUGGAAGAAGAGUCUGUGAUGGAGGAUGAUGCAGAGCUGACUCUCAGUAAAGUGGAAGAGGAGAUGACAGAGGAACCAGACGACUGUGAGGAAGAGAACGUCAUGGAUCUAGAGGCACUUAAAUCAAGGACCAAUCAAAGUUUCCCUGUCUGUAGAUGUAGAAAGGCUAAUCACCAGUGGACUCAAACAAAUAUAAAUAAUAUUUUAGCUCUUGCUCAUUCCCUCAUAGUGUACAUACUAUCAUUCCUAACGCUAACUCCUUCCCUCUCGCAGGAGGCCAAACUAUCUUCAAAGCCAGACAAUAUACUGGAAUCAAACAUGGACUCUGCCGAGUGGAAUCUAGAGGUUGAGCGGGUUCUCCCACAACUGAAGGUCACAAUCAGAACAGACCACAAGGACUGGAGGAUCCACGUGGACCAAAUGCAUCAGCACAAAGACGGGAUCAAAUCAUCUCUCAAGGAGGCCAAGGGCUACCUAGACAAGCUGCAGGAGGAGAUCGGUAAGACACUGGAGAAGGUGGGCAGCAGAGAGAAAUACAUCAACAACCAGCUGGAACACCUUAUCCAGGACUACCGCAGCGCCCAGUCCAAACUCAGCGAGGCAAGGGAGUGCUACCAGCAGGGAAGUGGUGGAGUUACAGAGAGGACCAGAGUUCUGGCUGAGAUCACAGAGGAGUUGGAGAAGGUGAAGCAGGAGAUGGAGGAGAAGGGCAGCAGUAUGUCUGAUGGAGCCCCGGUGGUGAAAAUCAAGCAGAGUCUGACCAAGCUCAAGCAGGAGAUUGUUCAGAUGGACAUUCGGAUUGGAGUGGUAGAGCACACACUACUGCAGGCCAAGCUAAAGGAGAAGUCCAACAUGACUCGAGACAUGCACGCCACCAAUAUCCCAGAGCCUGCCAUCGGCGCAUACUGAGAUAUACAAAGUAUGGCAUUAUCUAUCAUUAGCUUACUGAACUUUAUAUAGCGAUACAUUAUGCCUGUGCAAUGAUAUUAUUUACAUGGUAUGGCACCUGCUAUGAGAAGGCAAGCAGUGGGUUACAUCCUGACUACAGCCAAUAUACCAAAGUCCUUAAAUGAUUCUAAACGGUCUGUUUAAGCAGACACAUAGAGAGACAUCUGUAUUGUUCUAACUUCAACUGUCAUAUGUUUCAUAUCAUAUUUGAUUGCAUUCGAAGGCUUUGUUGGCGUGGUUGAAUUAAUGUAUUUACAUACAUUGGAAUUAUAAAAUACAGAUUUGAAUGCGCAUAUGUUUUACAUGCAGGGUUAAGUUUGCUAAUUGCCAUAUUUGUAAUGGAGAUAAUUAAACAGAUAUUUUUUUUUACAAAUAAGAAGUUUUAUAAUAUUACUGAUGGGGAUAUUUAUUUGGACUUUUUUGAUCUCGUAAGGCUCAUGAAAGGUCUGGAAAGGUGAAAUUAAACAUGCAUCCAGCCAUUUGUAACGAAAAUAAUUGUACCAUAUAGAAAAGUGGAAAUACUUACAAAGUCGGCUGAGAUUGAUUGCCAGCAAUGUUUGCUAUGUCAGGGUACAUGAUGAAACAUUAAUAUAAAAAUCCAAAAGUAA